Messenger RNA from Colletotrichum higginsianum IMI 349063, 3462 nucleotides. RefSeq names its product SNF2 super family protein. Gene Ontology annotation, molecular function: ATP-dependent chromatin remodeler activity; ATP binding. Gene Ontology annotation, biological process: transcription-coupled nucleotide-excision repair. Gene Ontology annotation, cellular component: nucleus. The transcript is spliced from 2 exons. Bases 1 to 3462 code for a protein of 1153 amino acids. Lineage: Eukaryota; Fungi; Ascomycota; Sordariomycetes; Glomerellales; Glomerellaceae. The record is from RefSeq and is a predicted model, not a curated record.
AUGGCAUUCAACAAGGAAAGCAUCCAGGGUGGUGGCGAGUCUGGGGAUGAAAGGGGCAGCAGGGCUGGCGCCGUCAAAGACAAUACCAAGGAUGCAAAGGAACCUCACCUAGGCGACCAUUCCGACGAGGCAACAUUCCUUCGAAAUAUCACUGCUGACAUCCGGGACCAAGAUGAUCUGGAGCGUGACAUCACCACACAGGCCAACGUUGCUUUGAUUGAAGCAGAAGACAAGAAGGAUAAGCAGCGCAUCGAGAAACUGGAGGCAAACAAAGAAAAGCUCGAGGCCAAGAGGACCGAGCAGCAAAAGAAACUGGAAGGGGCUCGUCGUAACCCAUACCAGUCGCGGACAAUUCAGAAGGAAAUCGACAAGCUUGACCUUGAGAUUGACGGCGUCAUCAACGACAUUGCCGAUUGCCAAGCCCGCAUCGAUGCGAGGCAAGAGGAGGUUACAGUCAUCGAGGAUCCUGUUAAGAGCAAGUCCCGAAGACUCCCGGGCGAGUCGAACCGAGAGUUCCUCGUCCGAACUGGAAAGAUCACACCAUUCGCCAACAUUGGUGGCGAGCGGCCGGCUGGGUUUGAAGGCGAUCUUGCGGAUGUCCUCGUCGAGGCCGAGGAAGAUGCGGCAGCGGAGGAAUUCCAGAGCGAUGACGAAGAGCCCAAGUCUCACCAAGUGCUGCGGAUGCCCGGGUUUACAGAGCAGCCCGAGACCGCGCUCACUCCUGUUGAGAGCGAAUUCUCUCUGCGCCCUAGAAAGAAGCGCAAGACGGAAGAGGAUGCAUCUUCCGACGACUUUGAUCCAGCGGCCGCCAGUUCGCCAGAGAGUCAGUACGCAUCCGACACGAGCGAGGAAGAGGCGACUGGCCGCAAGCGAAGGAAGGGCAAGGCGAAGAAGAAGUCCGCAGACGCCACAGUCACCGUUGGUGGCACAAAGGUAGAUUUGAGCAGCGUUGAUGAUGGAAACGAGGCAGUGUACCAAGCACGUCUUGCCGAUUGGGUCAGAAGACGCAGUAGAGCACGCCAACAUCGAACCGGUAUUGACGGAGAGCCUGCGGCUCAGGAUGACGGCGAAGAAGAGUGGUUCAAGCCUUCGCCUGACCACCCAGAUCACGAAUUCGGUAACAACCUGAGGCUCCCCGGGGACAUUCAUCCGUCGCUUUUCGCCUAUCAAAAGACCGGUAUCCACUGGCUUGCAGAGCUCUAUGAGCAGGGUGUUGGCGGCAUCAUCGGUGACGAGAUGGGAUUGGGAAAGACAGUGCAGGCAAUCGCAUUCGUUGCGGCGCUGCAUUAUAGCAAGAAGCUUGACAAGCCCGUCAUUGUCGUCGUCCCUGCGACAGUGAUGCAGCAGUGGGUCAACGAGUUUCACCGAUGGUGGCCCGCCUUGCGAGUGUCGAUUCUACACUCGUCAGGCAGCGGCAUGGUGAACGUGAAUGAGGAUGAUGACGAUGAAUCCCACUACAGGAGUGGCAGGAAUGGCGCUGCGGCGCAUCAUAUCGUCAAGCGCGUUGUCAAGCAUGGUCAUGUCCUGGUCACGACCUACGCCGGCUUGCAGUCCUACGAGGACGACCUCUUGUCUCAGGAAUGGGGAUAUGCGAUCCUCGAUGAAGGUCACAAGAUCCGGAACCCGAACGCAGAGGUCACCAUUGCAUGCAAGAAGCUCAACACCCCGCAUCGAUUGAUCCUCUCUGGCACACCAAUCCAGAACAAUUUGGUCGAGCUUUGGUCACUGUUCGAUUUCAUCUUUCCCAUGCGACUGGGCACGCUCGUGAACUUCAGACACCAGUUUGAGAUGCCCAUCCGUAUGGGCGGCCACGCGAAUGCAACCAAUCUCGCGGUUUUGACGGCCGAGAAGUGCGCGACGACCCUCAAAGAGACCAUCAGCCAAUACCUUCUCCAGCGACUCAAGACCGACGUUGCGUCAGAUUUGCCAGAGAAGACCGAGCAGGUGCUCUUCUGUAAGCUGACCCCGGAGCAAAACGAGGAGUACGUCAGGUUCAUCCACUCCGAUGCCGUCUCCCAGAUCAUGGCCAGAAAAAGACAAGCUCUGUACGGCAUCGAUAUUCUGCGGAAGAUCUGCAAUCAUCCAGAUCUCGUCAAUGUGAGCAAGAAGAGCCAGCCGGGCUACGAUUGGGGAAGUCCCAGAAGAUCCGGCAAGUUACAGAUGGUGGGCGAACUCCUCCCGAUGUGGAAACGCUUCGGGCACAAGACACUCUUGUUCUCUCAAACCAAGAUCAUGCUUAACAUUCUUCAAGAGUUCAUUGGGAAGAUGGAGGGCAUGAGAUACCUUCGAAUGGAUGGCGAAGUGGCUGUAGAAAAGAGACAGGCCUUGAUUGACCGAUUCAACAACGACCCGUCGAUUGACGUCUUUCUCCUCACUACCAAGACAGGCGGGCUGGGUGUUAACCUGACUGGAGCAACCAGGAUCGUCAUAUACGACCCUGACUGGAAUCCGUCAACGGAUUUGCAGGCCAGAGAGAGAGCCUGGCGACUGGGCCAGACAAAACCUGUCGCGAUUUAUAGACUGAUGACAUCGGGCACCAUAGAGGAGAAGAUCUAUCACCGUCAGAUCUUCAAGCAAUUCAUGACGAACAAGGUCCUCAAGGACCCGAAGCAGCGGGCCAACUUCGACCUAUCCGACCUCUACGACCUCUUCAGUUUCGGCGACAACAGCCAUAGCAUGGCGAGCGCCAACAGAAGCAAAGUGUUCGAGGGUGCCGAGGUCAAAUUUGGCCAGCCGGAAGCUAACAAAAACCUGGAGAAGCCCUCCAAGAACGCGGUCCCCAUCUCCUCCGUCAAGGCCGACGACGAGGUUGACGCAGUCCGCAAACUUGCCGGCGUCGCCGGGAUGGAGGAGUUCACCGAGGACAAGGCUCCCGAAGACGAGAAACGCAUCACAGAAAGCCUAUUUUCCCGGACCGUCGAGAGCGCCUAUGAGCAUGACCAGAUUAUGAAUGGCAAGAAACGGGUGCAGGCGGAUCCGGCGAUGAACCAGCGAGAGGCGGGCAGGGUUGCCGCACAGGCGGCAGCUGCUCUCCGACAGGCGGGCGAGGUGGCGCGUCGCACGCCCAUCGGCACCGUCACCUGGACCGGCGAGGUCGGCGAAGCCGGCCGUCCCGUUGCGCAGCGUCGACGCGGAGGAGCGAGCUCCUCAGCCAUCAUGUCUUCAUUGGCUGACCGCCAGGGACUCAGCCGGCCGGCCAGCGGGCCGAGUUCGCGAUCGGGCACUCCCGGCGGCGUGGACAAGAAUCUCAAAGAGAAGGACUUCAUUCCUUUAAUCCAGACUUUCAUUAGGCGGCAAGGAGGCAAGGCGCCUUCCAAAAUGGUGGUGGAUCACUUCAACCCCUACUGCCAGAAGCCGAAGCAAAUCGAGGAGUUCAAGAGUGCCCUGGCCAAGGUGGCCGUGUUGAGCAAGUCUGGCGGCACUGGAAGGGGCAUUUGGAAUUUGAGGCCUGCUUACAAGUAG